AUGCGGCGACAAACACCAAUAGCACAUCUGCUAUACGCCUACCUCUACCCACACCCGACUCCCAACGACCCACCAUCAUUCUCGGCGCAUCUCGCUCGGAACCUAGUGCCAGAAGUACGAAUCGAGGUAGCCACAUACUAUGGGGACCUCAAUAGCGUGGAAGCAAGGUACCCAGGCCUGAACUACUGCUACGCACCCCACCGCAUGCGUCUGGGCCGGUUCAAGCACCACAGGCGGCUAUUCGAUGCGUUUGAUAACCUCGGUCUUACGUAUAAUGAGAUUCAGGAGUUCUGUUGCUGGGAAGGGACGAAGUGGGCACGGGAGAGAUACGAGAAGGACGAGAACAUCACCGUGGUAGACACGACGGGAGACGAGAUUCUUCCUUGGGUUGACCGCACAGAGGCCGAGGAGGAGCGAAGAAGACAGAACAUUCACAGGCGGACGGACAUCUCGGUUGUGGUGCAAGAGGCAGAUGGUGCACUCAGCAGUCACCCAGCUGAGAUGGACGAGGACGAGGAAAUGAGCGAUGCCGACUCGGAGGCGGAAGACGAUGGUGUGGACACCGAGACUGUACACGAGGCACCUCAUGAGACAGCGGCAGCCGAUCAGCAUAUUGCAGAGUUACAGCGUCGCCGCGACUCAGCCAUCACACAACGAAUCAUUGCUGCUUACGAGCAAGGCCGAAGUCUGCCGCCGGAAAUCGAGACGUACCUCAAGGAGCAGAGUGAACGCGGUAUGCUCCGUAGCGAUGGUCUGAACUUGCAGCAGCUGGUUGAGAUAAGUCGAUCGGCGCACGCUUACGCUCUACUGCCUACACCGGGUGAGACGGCUACUGCUACGGCGAACAGCGUACCUGCUCCACACACGAGAGCAGCCGCUUGA
Molecule: messenger RNA, 882 nt
Organism: Recurvomyces mirabilis
Lineage: Eukaryota; Fungi; Ascomycota; Dothideomycetes; Mycosphaerellales; Teratosphaeriaceae
Exons: 2
Coding region: 1-882 (293 amino acids)
Source: RefSeq, a predicted model, not a curated record